AUGAGGCUCACCUCGCUGACACGUCUCUGUUCGGUACAUGUGUACCUGCAGUGUGUACACAAAGCUUGGCUCUCCCCAGGUGUGAGUUGCGUCGUUUGGGACCAGUGGUGGACCUACGAUGGCAUAUCAGGCACCUCCUACUGGGGGGUGUUUAACCCGGACUGGGGCACGUGUCACAAGGGUCGUCGGCAGUCGCCCAUCAACGUCGAGCCCGAUUCACUUCUGUUCGACCCACAACUGGGCUAUCUACACGUCGACAAUGCCGCCGUGUCGGGCUGCCUGAGGAACUCCGGGCACGGGCUGGUGUUCAGCGUACUGGACUCGCACCGGGGUCAGGUCAAUAUCACCGGUGCCUCGCUCAGCUACGGUUAUCAGUUCCAAGAAGUGCACAUCCACUUCGGAAUGAAGAACGCUCGGGGGUCGGAACACCAAAUAUCCGGAAAGCCAUUUCCGGCUGAAGUCCAGCUGUUGGGAUACAACGCGAACCUGUAUCCAAACCUGACAGCUGCGGCCUCCGGCAACAGCGGCAUUGUUAUCGUCGCGGUGCUAGUUCAGCAAGGCUCGGCGACCAGUCACCAGCUGGCGCGCCUCGCCGACGCCAGCGUAGCAACACCCUACCGAGAUGAUGCGAUAUGUCUGGCGAAUGUCAGCGUCAGUGAACUGCUGCCCAGCACCGAGUUCUACCUGACCUACGAGGGAUCGCUUACCUGGCCCGGCUGUGACGAGUCGGUCACCUGGGUUCUGAUGAACAAGCCAAUCUAUAUUACCACGCGUCAGUUGGAGCAACUGCGGCGCCUCAGCCAGAGCCUGCAGACGGAUGACACCAGGUCACCACUGGGGGACAACUUCCGCACUCCGCAGCCGCUGCACCGGCGCCCGGUGCGCACCAAUAUCGAUUUCACGGGCGUCCAGGGAUCAUCGGCAUCGUGCCCAAAAACGCAAGCAGGCAAACGUUAUGAAGUCGGAGGAUGGCUGAAAUCGUACCUGAGAAAUGACUGACUGGCGGGACAGCUGCCAGCGUUGAAGAACGUUCAGUUGAAGAGUGCUCAAGAG
This is a messenger RNA of Pollicipes pollicipes, 1053 nucleotides long. RefSeq names its product carbonic anhydrase-related protein 10. The record is from RefSeq and is a predicted model, not a curated record. The coding region runs from base 1 to 999 and encodes 332 amino acids. Gene Ontology annotation, molecular function: zinc ion binding; carbonate dehydratase activity. Gene Ontology annotation, biological process: one-carbon metabolic process. NCBI's taxonomy places the organism in Eukaryota, Metazoa, Arthropoda, Thecostraca, Pollicipedomorpha, Pollicipedidae. The transcript has 11 exons.